Paramecium tetraurelia is the source of this 2898-nucleotide messenger RNA. RefSeq lists its product as uncharacterized. The transcript is spliced from 3 exons. Gene Ontology annotation, molecular function: protein kinase activity; ATP binding. The record is from RefSeq and is a predicted model, not a curated record. Gene Ontology annotation, biological process: protein phosphorylation. Lineage: Eukaryota; Ciliophora; Oligohymenophorea; Peniculida; Parameciidae.
AUGAAAUUUAUAAAAGGUCUUGAUUUUCGCAAGAAUCUCAUAGACAACGGACAUCUGGGUCAAGGCAACAACAUGGUAUACAAUGUUUCACUCAACGGAAAAAUGUAUGCAUUAAAAUAAGUAAUAGUGAAUUCCUCCUAUAUUGAAAAUGAGAUCAAAAUCAUGUAAUCAUUAGCCAACUCUCCGUAUGUGAUCAAUCUCAUUGAUUAUAUGAUAUUAGAAACAGUCUCUCAAGACAAAUACACUUAAAGUCAGUAAUUUGCAUAUUUGCUCAUGGAAAAGGGCUAGCAGAAUCUAGAGUAAUAUCUUAAAUAAAGAGAGCAGUAAUAUCUAGAUGUCGAAGAAUUGCAUAGAAUUUUGGAAUAAUUAAUAAAUAUAUUUGAAGAUCUCCAACAAAAAAACAUAGCUCAUAGAGAUAUAAAAUUAGUUAACAUUCUAAUCAUGGAACCCUUUCAACUCAAAGCUUGCGACGUUGGCUGCAGUUCUCAAGUGGAUAGCAUUUAAACUAUCAGUGUUGUCGGAACAAAGUCCUACUUAGCCCCUGAGUUAUUGAAUGCAGAAACGAAUCGACUUAAGCACAAUCCCUUUAAAAGCGAUGUCUACUCUUUGGGAUUGUGCUUUCUCUAUUUAGUUACUCUAUAAUUAUGGAAUUCAAGACAGAUUGUUGGUUCUAAGAUUGAAGAGGAAAUAAUGGCAGAUUAUUUAAAACACGUUAAAAGAAUCACUGCUGAUGACAAUAUCAUCACUUCAAUCCUCAAAAAGAUGCUCUAAAUCAAUCCAAACAACCGACCUGAUUUUAUAGAGCUCAAGCAGAUCUAUACACAAGCGAAAGAAUCUCAAAAUCAGUUGAUUAAUUUAUCAAAAGGAACAACGUUUGAAUCUUUUGAAUCACCCAAGAAAUCCCCUUUGUAAUUUGAUUAUCUUUCACCUGAUGUCGUAAUCAAUAGAAGCAGAAAUUCAGGAUCCAACUUUUACAAGGAGGAAAGAUAAAAGUCAGUCAAAAAUCUACCUUCCAAUUUGAGUAACUCGAAGAAAUAAAAAUCUUAAGCCAAUCUAUUAUCAGAAUCAACAAAAAAGCUAUAAGUUGUCAAAUCAUCAAAAAAUGCUUCCACUUCCAACUUACACCUAAAGGAUGCAUAGUAUUUUAAUAAACCUCCUACGCCAAAUCCAAUCAAACUUACUUAAUCUGCUAAGGCGAAAUCCUUCUAAGAUUCUGCAUCCCCUAUUCAAACUCAGAGUAAUUUCUAGCAACGACAGUUCUCUAAGUUCCACCAAUCUGUUAUAGAGAACAAAAAGAUUCAUACUGAGAGUUUUUCUUAGACUAUGCCGGCAAUUCAAACGAGCAUGCUGGCUGAUGUAAAGCCUUUUGAUGAUUUCUUAUAUUGCGAUUAUGAAGACCUUACUAAUUUAUACCAAUUUUAAAAUUAUGUUUGCCUUUAUUAAAAUGGAUAAAAAUCAAAUAAAACAAAAUGCUUAUUGCCUAACAGUUGUAAAUUGUUAAAUUUAUAACUCAAUAAUUCAACUCCAGAACUUCAUUUAUCUCCAGUGAAUGAUAUACAAAUUCUCAUUCUUGAAUUAAUUGAUGAUUCCAAUUAACAAGCUCUUAUUUAUAGGUGGCCUGAAAAUCUUGGUUCUAUGUGCUUUUAAGCUAUAACAUCUCUUGAAAUUAUUGUUAAUACUCAAUAACCUUAAACUAAUAAUAUUAUAUAAUUUCUUACUAAAAUAUAGCAUAUUCCUAAAAUUAAAUUGAUCUAUCGAUCUGAAAUAUCAGAAUAGGAUCAUAGAACCAUUAUUUGGAAAUUAAGCAGAUAUAACUGCACUUCCUUUGAUUUCAGAAUACCUAAUAUUAAGUUGAACUUAACCCAAAUCUCCUAAUCCUGGUAGUUUAAUCAAUCUCUGGAAGAGCUGGCACUAGAUUACGAAGAUUGUGACAUCCAUUCGACUUUUUCAUUCCUCGUCACAUCAAUAAGAACAGUAGUAUUCAAGAAGUUCUACAUUAACUUAACAAAACUGCAAUCCAAAAACACAGAAAUAAGUUUGCUUCUUGAAUAUUUGGGAUCCAAACAUUAAAUGAGAGACCUAACCUUAAUUAUGAAUUACAUUACCAACUAUGAUAAAAUGGUAUAAGACAAACUCAAGCUUAAUAUAUCCAAACUUAAAAAUUUGGAAAAGCUCCAACUAUCAAUAAUUGGAAAUAAUGUUAAUUUUGAUUUCAUUGAAAAACUCUUUACUAUUUUUGAACAACUCAAAGAACUGAAGAUGGUGAUAUUGAAGUUUGACAGAGUAUUUGAAAAAUAAAAAAUUAGAGAACUUAAAAUGGCACUCCCCUAUUUGCAACCUUAUGUGUUAUAGUUUUAUGGUACAAAUAACACAUUAACAAUCAUAAUGCAUAAUAAUGAUUUGUAAAAAUUAUAAGAUUAUGGAACCACAAAAUGUAAUUAGGGAAAACUGGUCAAAUUGAGUUAGAUGUAUGAGUGCAUUAAGUGUUCUAAAGCUCACUCUUUCUUUUUAAAACAUCAAUUUCAGAUAUGUAGUACAUGUGUAACAAAUUGCCAUUCUAAAUGCGACAACUUUAACUUGAACAAUACUGAAGCAAUAACAGUGAGUUCGGAUUCUUUAACCCAGUGCUAAAAUAUCCUAAAUACUAUUAAGAAGAAUCACACUUUCAUUGAAUCAAAUGACACAAGAGAUUUUAAAUGUUACUGUAACUUAUUGGGUAAUUGUACAUAAGCAAUUUGCAAUAAGGAUAGAAAUAGAUACGAGAUUUAGUUUAAAUGCAAAUCAUGCAACAAAGUACUGUGUCGAAUGUGUUCUUCUGAUUGUCAUUCUUGUCAUAUCAAUAAAGAAAUGUAUAUAAAUAACUUUAGAUGUGAAUGUGAUUGCGAUAAACAUAUAUGA